This is a messenger RNA of Gorilla gorilla gorilla (western lowland gorilla), 1956 nucleotides long. It is a transcript of the gene LRRIQ4, whose product is annotated as leucine rich repeats and IQ motif containing 4. Gene Ontology annotation, cellular component: cytoplasm. Gene Ontology annotation, molecular function: protein binding. The record is from RefSeq and is a predicted model, not a curated record. The coding region runs from base 171 to 1853 and encodes 560 amino acids. NCBI's taxonomy places the organism in Eukaryota, Metazoa, Chordata, Mammalia, Primates, Hominidae. The transcript is spliced from 6 exons.
AGAAAUGUGACUACUUGCAGGAAAUCAGGAAUUAGGGAGGGGUAAGGAAGAGGAGUUGGUCAACAGGAAUCAGGUGGUCGUUUAGGGAAUCAUGGUGGGUGAGGGAUCUGGUGUCUCAUUGUCCAGAUGUGAUGAUCUGAUUUUGAAUAUUUGAGCUUUUCUUCACAAUAAUGUCAAAAGACAUAAAAUCAGUAGAACAUUCACCUAAAAUUCAUCAGAGAAAUGACCCACAGCACGUCAAUGACAGAACAUUUUUCAUUGAUGCCUCUAAUCAGAGCUUGACUGCCAUUCCUUUGGAGAUCUUCACAUUCACAGAAUUAGAAGAAGUGCAUUUGGAGAAUAACCAGAUUGAAGAAAUUCCCCAGGAGAUUCAGCGUUUAAAGAACAUCAGGGUCCUCUACCUGGAUAAGAACAACCUGAGGAGCCUGUGCCCGGCGCUGGGGCUGCUGAGCAGCCUGGAGAGCCUGGACCUGAGCUACAACCCCAUCUUCUCCUCCUCCCUUGUCGUUGUCAGCUUCCUCCACGCCCUGCGCGAGCUCCGGCUCUACCAGACCGACCUGAAGGAAAUUCCCGUCGUCAUCUGUAAAAACCUCCACCAUCUCGAGCUGCUCGGACUGACCGGAAACCACCUGAAAUGUCUGCCCAAGGAAAUAGUGAACCAGACCAAGCUGAGGGAGAUCUACCUGAAGCGAAACCAAUUUGAAGUUUUCCCCCAGGAGCUCUGUGUUCUCUACACCCUGGAGAUCAUUGACCUGGACGAGAACAAAAUCGGUGCCAUCCCAGAAGAGAUCGGACACCUGACGGGGCUGCAGAAGUUCCAUAUGGCUUCUAACAACCUUCCCGUUCUGCCCGCGUCCCUGUGCCAGUGUAGCCAACUGUCGGUGCUCGAUUUAUCCCACAACCUCCUCCACUCCAUCCCGAAGAGCCUCGCCGAGCUCAGGAAGAUGACGGAAAUCGGGCUGAGCGGGAACCGCCUGGAGAAGGUGCCACGCCUCAUUUGCAGGUGGACCUCGCUGCACCUGCUCUACCUGGGAAACACCGGCCUGCACAGGCUGCCGGGCUCCUUCAGGUGCCUGAUCAACUUGCGCUUCCUGGACCUAAGCCAGAACCAUCUGGACCACUGCCCGCUGCAGAUCUGUGCACUGAAGAACCUUGAAGUCUUGGGACUGGAUGACAAUAAAAUAGGACAGUUACCUUCAGAAUUGGGCUCACUUUCAAAACUGAAGAUACUUGGACUAACAGGAAAUGAGUUCCUUUCCUUUCCGGAGGAAGUCCUUUCUUUAGCAUCUUUAGAGAAAUUAUACAUUGGGCAAGACCAGGGAUUCAAACUUACCUAUGUGCCAGAACACAUUAGGAAACUGCAGAGUCUCAAAGAGCUAUAUAUAGAGAACAAUCAUCUGGAGUACCUGCCCGUAUCCUUGGGGUCAAUGCCUAACCUAGAAGUUCUUGAUUGCCGGCACAAUUUGCUUAAGCAACUUCCAGAUGCCAUUUGCCAAGCACAAGCUUUGAAAGAAUUACGGCUGGAGGACAACUUGCUCACCCAUCUUCCGGAGAAUUUGGAUUCCCUAGUGAAUCUUAAGGUUCUGACACUGAUGGACAAUCCCAUGGAAGAACCCCCAAAAGAAGUGUGUGCUGAAGGCAAUGAGGCCAUAUGGAAAUACCUCAAGGAAAACAGAAACAGGAAUAUAAUGGCAACAAAGAUUCAGGCAUGGUGGCGUGGAACAAUGGUACAGAGAGGAUUUGGGAAAUUCGGUGAACUACUAAAACCACAAAAGAAAGGAAAGACCUCUCCAAAAGAUAAGAAAGGAAAGAAGGGUGUAAAAGGAAAACCAGGAAAGGGAAAAAAGAAAUAAUCCUGUAAAUUGAUAAAUUGGGGUAAUGGACCUUGAUAGAUUAAGAAGACAAAAUAUCUAGGAAUUAGAUGCCUACUACAUUAAAAUUAUUCAUAAAAUUAUA